Messenger RNA from Medicago truncatula (barrel medic), 333 nucleotides. Its product is annotated as potassium channel AKT1. Bases 1 to 333 code for a protein of 110 amino acids. NCBI's taxonomy places the organism in Eukaryota, Viridiplantae, Streptophyta, Magnoliopsida, Fabales, Fabaceae. Gene Ontology annotation, biological process: potassium ion transport. The transcript is spliced from 4 exons. The record is from RefSeq and is a predicted model, not a curated record. Gene Ontology annotation, molecular function: voltage-gated potassium channel activity.
AUGAUGAUAGAAUUAAAAUCUUUCAAAAAUGGGGUUGAGCGAGAUGCCGGAACAGCCAUAGCUGGAAAUGUGUUUGGUCAAAGUUGUGUGCUUUGUAAUAAGCCACAACUUUUUACCGCUAAAACUAGAGAAGUAUGUCAGCUCCUUAAGCUCGACCGUGACACACUCAACGACAUCCUUAAGGAGAAUCCCAUUGCUGCAUCCAACAUAAUGGAUAAUGAAAUCUUGAUAUUGAAAGAGCUAGUGGAAGAGCAUAAUGAUCCAGACAUGACUGAUGUUUUGGGUGAAAUUGAAAGGAAGAAGGCAAGGGAUGAAGCUCCUGGAAUAGCAUAA